Molecule: messenger RNA, 9721 nt
Organism: Patiria miniata (bat star)
Lineage: Eukaryota; Metazoa; Echinodermata; Asteroidea; Valvatida; Asterinidae
Product: histone-lysine N-methyltransferase ASH1L-like
Exons: 23
Coding region: 362-8959 (2865 amino acids)
Cellular component (GO): nucleus
Molecular function (GO): histone methyltransferase activity; chromatin binding; protein binding
Source: RefSeq, a predicted model, not a curated record
UUCAGGGUUGUAGCCAGCCAACCAUCAUGCAAUCUGCUGUGUGUGUGUGAUGACACGCUGCGUUGGUUGAGUCGGGCUGACUGAGUGAAUGAUGAUCGGCCACUGAGCUGCUUGUUUGUGCAGGUGAUUUGAUUUCACCCUGAGAAGACGUCCAUCCUGUUUGCAUCCAUUGUCUCCUCUUAAAGGGAUCCUAUCUGAACCGGGCCGGUCACCACAACCCUUGGAUAACACUAAGAAAUGCAGCACUGAGUCGGGACACAAGUUGAGCCAGUCCGGAGAAGCCCUGACCACGUCACCAAGUUCCUCAUCAACACCAUUCAUCAAUACCAAACAGUCGGCCAAUGCGAACAGAGAUUCAGCCAUGGAAUCACUCAUGGCACUGACCGAUGCCGAGUCCAGUGAAUUUAUCCAAGCCGGUAGCGCAGGCUCCCUGUGCACGUCAAUGAAUUUUGGCCAGAUCAGCACGAUUGGACAUGACACGGUGGAAGGAUCCAGUAAUGGCUACGUCAACUCUUGUGUGAGUAUUGGCAGUCAGUCAGCUAACGAUGUAGCUGCUGCAGAGUAUCUACAAAAACAGGAGGAGGAGGAGUUACUUCAGGCAUUUGCUGACUCGGCAGGAGUGGCUCAGGGAAUAGCUCAGGCUCUUGACGUGGAUUCGCUGACACCGUCAUUCGUGUCGGAGCCAAAUUUUGUAUUGGACCUGGAGCCCGAAGAUAGACUGCAGUGUCGUUUCGCAUCCAAGUCGGACUCAACUGGCAUGGAAAACUGUAACGGAAACAGAACUCAGGAUUGUGAGGGCUCCUUACUCAUGGCUGAAAGAACUUCAGAAAAUACAAUGGCUAUGGACUUGCCAGCCACUGAUUUACCCCAGCAGCCAGAUAUUCAUGUUCCUCCGACGGGAAUGCAAAUGCCCAUUGAUACUGGAAUGGUGAUAGAAGUCAUGGAAAUGGAAGACGGUCGAGACACGGUAGUAGAGUCUACAAAUCCUCCCAGUGAGACAUUGAAUUUUGGAUACCACUCCUACUCUCACAAUUUUGGAGCUGACGCUAUCAUGGAGAAGGAAUCCGACGUUUCAAACUUAACCAGUGAUGAACAGGAAGCAGAUGGCAAAGUCACUUCAUUGGCUGUGGCUGUAUCUGAUUCCCAGUACACUGUCCAUUCAGGUUACAGCCCAAGAGGUAAACAAACCACCUCACCAAAGUCACAACCAAAAGCCACAAAAGCUUGCCAAAAGUCAAAGAAGGCAAAGUCAACUAAAACUGCCCCAUCCAAGUCAAGCCCAUCGAUUUCAGCAAACGGUUGUUCUAAAUCCCCAAGCUCAACAAAGACUUGUACUAAGUCUCCCAAAUCUAGAACUGCAGACGAACCUGUGGAUGAAAUAGACAAAAGGAAUACCGUGUGUGUCAACAAACCUGCCAAAGAACCAAAUCUCAGCAGUCCAAACAAAACUAAGUUGUCGGUCCAGAAAGCCAAAGUAUCCACCUGUGUAAAAGACAUGCCCCUUAUCAGCCCAGACAGAUCGGCAAAAACAUCUGGGAACAAACCUUCCCGAGUCAGCACAAAACAGACAAAAACAGGAACUGGAAAGGAGAAAGCUGUGUCAGGAAUUCCUAGGAGAACCAUCAAGUCAAAAUCAAAGAGUGACGAAGCUGUUACGAAACCAACUAAAGCAAGAAAAACUAAACAGCCCCAAGAUGCAUUGGAAACCAGUGCAAAAACGAAAAACAGUAAGAAAAAGAACAAAAGUCUGCCUAUUUCAGUAGACCUGUCCAAAGUGAAUGUGGUGGUCGCAAAUGAUCAUACAGGUCUCAAGAAACCAAAGAAAAGCAAAAGCAAAAUCAAAAGCAAAGAUAAAGACAUUGAUCCAAAGCUGAGUUGCCCAGCUGUUGUGUCUCCCAAGAGCAACUCAGGAACCACUAAGUCAUGUUUGUCACCCAGACCCACCAAAUCAAAGCCAAAGAUAAAAUCAACUUCAGCACCUCCAAAGGAGAAGGCUGUCAAAGAGAAGACAUCCAGGGUAAAGUCCAAGAAGAAGUUGGACCUGUGUGUGAGUCCCUUACCAGUCGCUUCACAAUUCCCAUUGAAUGCCCACUCUGAAAACAGUAUCCCACCAGUCCUAGAAAUUGCCACCAAAGCACCCAAGAAAGUCUCCAAGUCAAAGAAGUCUGCCAAGAAGUCCAAGUCAGGGAAGUUGAAGGGUUGUAAAUCCAAAGUACUGAGCUCUACAAUUGUGCACACGGAUGGAUUGCUACAGGUGGCUACUAAAUUAAACAAGCGAUCAAAGACUUGCAAAGUGAGUAAAAAAGAAAAGAAAGUUAAAAAGCCCAAGAAGCACAAAACAAAAGAGAAGGUCAAGGAAUUCAUUCCUGACAGAUCACAUCCACCACCUGCCAGACUGCCGCUAGCUGGAACGUCUCCUCUGCAUAUCCUUAUUCCAGAUGAAGAGCCCAUUGCUUCACCCUUGUCUUCACCCCCUUGUCCUCCAAGUAAGGGGAAAGGCAAGAAAUCUGGCUCAGGUGUGGCAAGACUCAUGACUGAAUGGCUGCUUGAAAAUGGCAAUGAAGAUGAUGAUGACGAGGAGACCAUCAUGCUCCACAGAGACAAGCAACUCCAAAGAUCUCCAAAGAUGGGCGGUUCCAAAUCCAGCAAGACCAGUAGCCCAAACAAAGAAGUGUCUGCUCCGGUGUCACCUCUCAGUUCCUCAUGUUUAGGAACACCAACCAAAAUCCCACAUGUUUUUGCCGAACCUGUGAAAACUCUCCACGAUGUUGCCAAAAAGAGGCCACUGAAUGUUGAUCCGAUACGACCAGAGAUAAUAGAAGGAUCCAAAGAGAAGCAACAUAAGGAGCAGACUCCCUCACCUCAGAGCGCUACCACUUGCAUGAGUGAGGAAACAUUGUUCAGUGACAGUGGCAUUGGCACAGAUAAUAAUAGUAAUCCAGACCAGCAUGCAUUGGACAAGCACAGGCGACGCUCAGUACCCUCAGUUACUGAAUCAGACAUGUCAAGUGAGCUUCUGGAAACGCACCCCCUGGCUACCUCAGCACAUGGUCUCUACAGCUACGGCAAGAAAGACAAGCAUCGUAAGGUAAUGAACUGGCAUUUUGGUCCACACAGGAAGAGACGAAAGAAGUACCGCUUUAUGCGGCAACCAGGCAGAAUGAGCCCCGCUUUUGUGUUUGAAUUGGAUGCUGUCAUCCUGGAGCUGCGGGCUCUCCAGCUUGAUUUCCACGAAGAUGUGUUUGAUGUCACAAAGGCUGCACCUACCUUUGUUGACAAGGAGUUGGAGCCUAAGAACCACUUGUCAGCCAUCACCAAAUUGAAUCCAAACUACAGCAGCUACCUUAGACCAUCUUACCUGGCUACUGUCCUCAGUAGUCCCCACUCGAAAACGAACAAACACAAGUCGGGCAAGAAAAAGAGGAAGGAGAAAGAAGAGAAGAGAAAAAAGGGGUUUUUCGGCGAAGAGGAGGAAAACAAACAGGAUAUAAGUGAGCAGUACUUCAGCAACUCAGGAGGUCGAGAAGUGAUGCCAUGUAACUUCCUACCAGUGGAUUCAAAACCAUCCAAAAAUGCUGGGAAUAAAUCCAUUGACAGUGCCGCUAGUAAUGUACUGUCGGACAGGACGAAAGUGGACUUUCCUGGGUUGGUCUUUGGGACACAAAGAAUGGAAGAAGUCAAGAAGGAUGGGGAACGAGAAGAAAUGGAACCUACAUGUAGGGAACAGAUUCAAGUGGUGGGAGGGACUAAACCGUCUUCAAACAGGAGGACAUCAGGGAAGGCGUCAUCAAAAAAUCUUAAAUCAAAGAGAACUAAAGGUAUUAAAUCUCUUGGUACUAUGCCAUCUUCUGAUAGUGUUUCAAAAGAGGAUCGUGAUUUACAAACUGAACUUGUCGAUCUGGAGGUGCAACAAUCAUCUUCUGUGACAGACCAACAACACAGUGGCAAUGAUCAACAGAAGGCUUGUGUGGGACCUGGUUCUUCUAACCAGGGUGCUAAAACUAACGAUGGUAGAAAAGACUCGACCAUCAUCAUUGGCAGCCAAGAUGUUGUCCAAAAUGAAGUCAGCAGACAGAGGGAUUGUUCAUCAAAUUCAAGAGUUGAAGAGACAUCUGUAGUAACUGAAACUGUCAGCAACGCCAUUGAGACCUGUGGGUCAGCAACAGAAAAUGACACCUCUUUAACACCGGAAGCUCCUUUGGCAUCAGAUAUAACCCCAACUGUUGACGCCAAGUCAAAGCCAGUUGUCAAGAGGCGGAGAAAGAAAAGAGUUGCCAGGUUCACCAUGCACAAAUCAAAAGCUUACAUGAAAAAGAAGCUUGAAAUGUUGAAGAAGCAAGCUGAGGAGGAGGCGUUACGAGCUGACCUACUGGUUGACCAACCAAAUGAUGGGUCUGGACAAACAGAAAAAAUUGAGGCAGUGCCUGAUACAGCGUCGGAGAGCAUAAUUGCUGCUGACGUGGAAAACAACAACAUUCUGGAACAAAAAGAAGAAAACAAAAGUACUUGCCAGCCAUCUGAAAUUUUACCAGAACAAAGAAGUCCUAUCUCCAAAACACCCACAUCUUGCACUGUGUCAGAUUGCUCAACCGUGCCGGUCUCUCCAUCAGCUGAAGAGACUAUAAAGAAAACCAAAGUGGAAAGUAAGUCACCACCGAGGAAGAAAAGGACCAAGAAACUCAAAACAGACAAGAGUAACGUGGAUGUCUCUGUCCUGGAUUCUACUGUAGUGUGUAUUCAAACAGACAUACAUGAAACUAAAACUAAAAGUCUUGGACCCUGUGCAAAUGAUAUGGAAUCCGUGAGAGUACCCAGCCUGGACAAUAUGGUAGACUCUAUUGAAGCUUGCAUCAAGAAGUGUUCACCUGUAGAGGUUCGUGGUGAACCAAAGGCCAUCAAAGGCAAAAAAGGUGUUGGUCAGAAACUCUUGAAAGCCUCUGGUAUCUCCCCUGGUAGGACAGGAAAGGAGUCCUACAAGUCAGAACCAUCAGGGAUUUCUGAUGCAGUGCCCGAUAACAUCUUUGACAGAUUAAAAACUUGCAGUGGCCCAGCACAGAGAGAAUUACAGGUGCUUACUGUUGUCAAGGAUCAGUCGCUUUCCCAUGGAUCAGCAACAAGUGAUAGUACAAACACCCAGGAUAAUCAAUUGACAUGUAAGGUCAGUAAGAAGCAAUCCAGUAAACAGCAGAGUGGUGACCCUAAGACACCCAAAACACCCGGAAGGAAGAGAAGCUACAAGACCAAAGUAACAGUAGAGGACGUCACAGAUGCUUCAGUUGAAACAGCUGCCAUCAAGAAAACCUGUAAAGUUGAGAUCAGUAAUGAUUCAGUCACAGCCAGUGCCUCUGAGAAUGCUACAGGAGCACCUCAACAGACUUUUGAUGUCGCUAACCAAGUCAACAGUGCACAGUCGUGUCGACCCAGUUCAGAUUCAUCUGGGUCACCAGAAAACAGUGGGCCGGUCCCCGAUCCAACAGGCCCAGAGAAGCCUCAAGAUGGGGUAUCACUACCUAUGGAUACUUCACCUAAGGAUAGUGCCGAUGAAACCAUUGACCUAACCUCAAAGUCACCAGAACUGGAGACAUUCACAGUGGCCAAAAGCACAGUCAAGACAAAAACCCUGAAGGUCCAAAAGAAGAAAAUGCAAAUGAGCAAAGUGCCAAAGAUUGUGCUGAAGAGAACAGUGGACACGGCUACUGUGGAUGAAUCCUCAAAGCCGCUCAAAAAGCGCAAACUCAUGAAGGAGCCACUGGUUACGUGUACAGAUAAUUCUCUCAUCAGUUUACCAUCCCUGCCCUCCACGAGUACAGCUCCCUUCCCAACCCCUUGCACGCCUCCGUCGACCCUGACCAACAAGUCUCCGGACAAGACGACCGCCAGCCCACAGCCCACCUCUGCUACCAAGGCUAAGAAGGUCAAACCCUUGGUGGCGGUCUGCAGAUCCAAGGUGUCCUCAGGAGGGCCCACGUCACCCACAGCAGUCGUGGCAAGGAAAGGUACCUCAAGGCAGCAAGGCAAGAAGAGACCGCUGCCUAAGAAGACCUACUGGAAAGCCGGCAUCUACUCCAGCACCUUCAAAAUAGAUCCAUUGGCCAACCCAACUGAAGAUGAAAGUAAACACGAUGAAGUCGUCAAACCAGAAAUUGUGGAAGGGGACUCAGAAACCACACAAGAAGCAGAACACGGAUUGCUGCCUCUUCCGAUUUUAUCCGGUUCGUUAUUCUGGGAGGAACAGGAUGAUUUUCAGUUGCCCUAUGACCUGUGGUGGCUGCAUACGCACAACAAGCUGUCCAACAGACAAGAUCCUUCCAAAUACAAGAAACUCAAAAAUAACAUCUACCGUGAUGUGAAGCCAAUAUGUAACACACAGAAUACAUGUAACUGUCGGAGGCCCAGAGAUGCAACGCAGAAAGGAUGUGGUGACGAUUGCCUGAAUAGAAUGGUCCUGAGCGAAUGCUCGCCUAGUACAUGUCCCUGCGGGGAGCUGUGCUGUAAUCAGAGAAUACAGAGGCAUGACUGGGCAGCGGGGCUUCAAAGAUUUAUGACCAAGGAACGCGGUUGGGGUAUCUGCACCAAGUAUCCCAUAAAAGCCGGAGAAUUCAUUCUGGAGUACGUCGGCGAAGUCAUCAGCGUCAAGGAACUCUGGAAGAGAGCCCUGAGCGACUACCAGUACCAAAAACAUCACUACUACCUCAAUCUGGACUCGGGCACCGUCAUCGACGGGUACCGGUACGGCAACGAGGGCCGCUUUGUCAAUCACAGCUGCGAGCCCAACUGCGAGAUGCAGAAGUGGUCGGUCAGCGGGAUGUAUCGGAUCGCGCUCUUUGCAAUGCGGGAUGUAGAGGCUAAUCAGGAAUUGACGUAUGACUACAACUUCCAUGCCUUCAAUCUCGAAACACAGCAAGAGUGUAUGUGUGGAAGCACCAACUGCAGAGGAACAAUCGGAGGCAAAACACAGAAACCAAAUGGGGUCGUCAAGAAAGAGCCACCGUGCGGCAAAAAGACGGGCAAGAAGUGUGGCCGGCCGCCCAAGGACAAGAGGAAGUCUCUUAACAUUCUCAAGAAAAGGGAGAAUACGGCUGAAGAGUUGAGUGCCUUAAAGACCCUACGGCUGUUACUCCCUCGACCGAUGUCCGUCAGAGAGAUGAAUCUAAUCGCCGACCGGCGCGUCUUUCUUCUGCGAAAUAUUGAGAAGGUGAAACGUGUCCGAGAGGCCAUCUUGAAGGCCAGGCAGGAUAUUAGAACUGUGAAAGUCGCCAAUCCAGAGGCCAAUAAGAAAGAUGUCUUCAUGGCUCAGUUCACGGCGCUGAAGACGUCGCGCUCUGUCAAGACGCGGCGGCUUGCGGCCGCCGAGGUCAACGUGGAGGUCACCAAGGCAGCUAGACUUGCGCAGGUCUUCAAGGAUAUCUACACAGUGGUUUGCACCUACAGGGAUUCCAGUGGCCAAAGUUUGGCGAUUCCGUUCAUGAACAGACCGUCCAAGAAAAGGAACCAAGAUUACUACCAGCGUAUAUCUGACCCGAUUGACUUGAGCACCAUAGAGAGACACAUCAUGUCGGGCUACUACAAGACCGUGGAGAGAUUUGACGAUCACUUCAUGCGCGUCUUCAGAAAUGCAGAGAGGUACCAUGGCAAGAAGUCCGAGUUAGGAAAGGAUGCCUCCGCUCUACGUAAGGCCUACCUCAAGGCCAAAUUGGACAAUGCCAAGUUCUUUGAAGACAUCCUCGGGGAACCACAGAAGGAAAAAGAACUCAAAGAAGAUAUCAAAGCAGCUAAAGAAGAGGAGGAAGAGGAAGUCAUCCGUUGCCUUUGUGGAUUAUUCAAUGAUGAGGGACUCAUGAUACAGUGUGAAACUUGCUUGAUCUGGCAGCAUUGUGACUGUAUUGAUAUGAAGGAGCCAGCUGAACAUUAUCUAUGUGAACUCUGCCAACCCAGACCAGUGCCAAAGGAGAUUCGCAUGGUGCCCCAGCCCAAGUUUGCACAGCCUGAUCAGACCUAUUACCUGUGCCUACAGAGAGAUGAAACGCUGACCGUCAGACAAGGCUGCUGCGUCUAUCUUGCCAAUGACAACCAACAUCAAAAUGCCGACGGAUCAGGGAUCAAGACUGCGGCGGAGGUGAUGUCAAACGUCGACCCCGCUGAACUCAACAUAUUCAGAGUAGACAAACUCUGGAAGAAUGAAAACGGUGAGCAGUUUGCCUUUGGCCAUCAUUUCCUGAGACCCUACGAGACCCACCACACUCCCUCCAGGAAGUUCUUCAAGAACGAGCUCUUCAGGGUGCCGCUGUAUGAGAUCAUUAAACUAGAGAUCAUCGUGGGAGUCUGCUGUGUCAUGGACUUCUACACGUACUGUAAAGGGAGACCUAAAGGUGUGGAGGAGAAGGACGUGUAUAUCUGUGAGUACCGUCUGGACAAGACUGCACAUCUCUUCAAUCCCAUCAGCCGCAAUAAAUACCCCAUCUGCACCAAGACGUACGCCUUUGACAAGUUUGACAAGAAACUGGUCCCUAAGAGAGACUACUCGCCACACCUUGUACCGGAGCAUUUUAAGAGGGGCUAUGGUGGCCGCGCCACAUGUAGCAAAGACAAGACAGACGGGGAAGAAGGUGACAGCAACGCACCCCAGGAGGCGUCACAGUGCACACCCAGUGAUAAACAACAGCACAGAAACAAAGGCAGCACAGGAAAGAACAAGACCAACAGUGCCGAUGAGUCGAAGAAACUCAAAAAAAUCAACAAGAAGCGAGAGAAGGAGCAAUCCUUGGCAAUGAGACGGCUAAUAGAGCAGCAGAAAGCUGAGAGAAUAGCUGUCCAGAAGGACCGACUCAAUGGAUUGCUGCUGGGUCUACUAGCCAAGCUACCCAACAAACAGCCUGUUGAUCUGACGUACUUACUGGAGGAAGGAAAUGGCAAACGUCGCUGCAAGAGGCCGCCCCAUUCAUUGGAUGGAUUUUUCUGACGGCAUGACUCUGAGAAGAUCUACCUUGAUGGUGUCUAGAGGUGUCGGCAUCUCCUACACUGCUUGGGGUAGAGGCUGAUCCUGACAAUGAACGACUAAUCAGCUUCCAAGACCAACUCCUUAAAUUUGGCUUUUUCGGGGGUAUGAAAAAGAAGUUUGACAGUCUAAAAGGUCACAAAUUUUCGAACAUUGUUGAAAGCUGUGUAAAGAGUUUGUGUGACGAUGAGCUGUUGCAAACGUAGCUACAGUACACUUGUGCAGUGAACAAAAAUGCCACCUGCAGUUAUUUGUGCUGAAAAAAAGGGAUGCACGCAGUUGACCUUUGUUUGGUCACAAGCCCCGCCCACUUUUGGUGUAUUGACCAGUUGACUGAGUUUGAUAGGCUGACCAUGGUCACCUGACUAAAAGUUGCGAUCUAAUUGGUCAAUGUGCGGGUUUGAUUGACACACAGAAAGGGUCCCUUUGCAGAUUGACAGGUGGUGGACACAAGUUCUGACAGAUAACGUGGUCAACCAUUAAACACGGGAGACUUUUUAUUGCAGAUCGGAAUAAUGAAGUAGAAUUUUGGACAGUGAUAGAUAUUUUUAUCGUGAUGGUUUAAAGUUUGUGUUCUAGCUAUGCGGCUGUUCAGAAUUGCAAAGGAUAGGGUACAACGAUGUUCACUGGAUUGUUUAUUUUUUACUGAACAAUAAACUGGUUGUAAUUAAUUUGUGUAUAAAGUGUUUGGUUUGGAAGAGAGCAUGCUAGAAAAGAACAGGUCGG